Salvia miltiorrhiza (redroot sage) is the source of this 663-nucleotide messenger RNA. RefSeq lists its product as uncharacterized. The record is from RefSeq and is a predicted model, not a curated record. Bases 1 to 663 code for a protein of 220 amino acids. NCBI's taxonomy places the organism in Eukaryota, Viridiplantae, Streptophyta, Magnoliopsida, Lamiales, Lamiaceae. The transcript has 2 exons.
AUGCCUCCACGAAGAGUGUACAGAAAUGUACCCGUGAAUGAGGAAGAACACAGAGAACCUACGCCGCCGCCCCCACCUCAAGAUAGGAGGGUGGAAGAACUUUUCUUAAGACAGAACCCCCCGACUUUCGCAGGCACGGGAGACCCUGCUGAAACGGAAGAAUGGAUUCAUGCUAUGGAACGAAUCUUUCGAUUUUUGAGAUGCAACGACGCAGAACGUCUUAUGUGCGUGUCUUACCAGUUGAAAGGAACCGCCGACUAUUGGUGGGAAGCAAAGCAGAAAACUAUGGCCCCGGAGCAGUUAGAUGAACUCACUUGGGAGCUUUUUAAGACUGCUCUGUUGGAGUACGAUCGACUAUUCUGCGAUCUGGCUCGCUAUACACCGUAUAGAGUGGAUACGGAUGAGAAGAUGUCCGAGUUGUUUUGUGCCGGACUGCGACAAGAGAUAAGGGUUGUAUUGGCUAGUCAAACGGCACUUUCCUAUGCCGAGGCCUUGAACAGAGCUCUAGAUAUGGAGCUAGCAAUGCAACCGGAGAAAACAACACACGCACCAACGCCUCCAUCAGCUCAAUAUACGCAAGUAUCAAACACUCCCUACUCUAACCAAGGACAGAAAGGAAAACGCAAAUGGGAAAAUCGUGGAAAUGAGGGUAAAAAGCUAUGA